Messenger RNA from Culex pipiens pallens (northern house mosquito), 1676 nucleotides. It is a transcript of the gene Rnf146, whose product is annotated as E3 ubiquitin-protein ligase rnf146. The coding region runs from base 163 to 1236 and encodes 357 amino acids. The record is from RefSeq and is a predicted model, not a curated record. Gene Ontology annotation, biological process: Wnt signaling pathway; ubiquitin-dependent protein catabolic process. Gene Ontology annotation, cellular component: nucleus; cytoplasm. The transcript is spliced from 3 exons. Gene Ontology annotation, molecular function: zinc ion binding; ubiquitin protein ligase activity; poly-ADP-D-ribose binding. NCBI's taxonomy places the organism in Eukaryota, Metazoa, Arthropoda, Insecta, Diptera, Culicidae.
GCCUCUGAAAAAGAAGGGGGGGUCGCAAACUUUUACGCCAUCCACCAUCUGAUUUUUGUUUAUCGCGGAAGCUGCGCAAAUUAAAAUUCGCUAUUUUCGGGACUGGACCGCGUCGAAAAAAGGUAAAUCUAAUUCCAGUGGUUUGAGGUGCUGCCGCAGGAAAUGGCGGAAUCGCUGGAGAACGGUGCACCGAUGGGUUCCAGCGCGUCCUCGUCCAGUGUGGCUGCUAAUCUGGUGGAGCCACCGUCACCCAGCAGUAGUGGCAGCAAUGGCGACGAAAACAAACAAUCGCUCGAGCAGCAGCAAGGGGAGAAAUCGGACACCGAGCUGGUUAAAAUGGAAUGUCCAGUUUGUCUCCAGACGUGCAUCCACCCAGCGAAAUUGCCCUGUGGUCACAUCUUUUGUUUUCUCUGCGUCAAGGGCGUCGCGUUCAAGAACCGCCGCUGCGCCAUGUGCCGCCGGGACAUUCCGCCGAGCUACCUGGAGCACCCCCAGCUGGUGAACGGGCUGCGCGAGGUCGAGAAGGCCGCCAAGCCACGCACCGAGGACGGCAGUGGCACGCCCGAGUUCCAGUGGUACUACGAGGGCCGCAACGGGUGGUGGCAGUACGACGAGCGCACCAGCCAGGAGCUGGAACAGGAGUUCCAGAAGAAGGAACGCUUCUGCAAGAUUCUGGUCGCGGGGUUUUUGUACAUCGUGGACUUUGAGCACAAGUGCCAGAUCCGGCAGAACGACCCGUCGCGGAUACGGCGCGUCAAGCGGGACUUGACGAGCAUCCCGAAGAAGGGCGUCGCCGGGUUGCGGCUGGAAACGAACGAUCUCACGCUGGGGGCGGGCCCCAGCUCGAACUCGGACGGGGCGCUCAGCUCGGCGGAUCUGCAGGCGGAGACGAAUUUGCUGCAGAUGCAGCGGAACAUUGUGGUUGAGGAGACGGAGGAGGAAGAGGUGGAGGAGCAGAUUAGGCGGGUUAAUUUGGACGGGAGCUUUGAGAGUGAUGCGACGAACAGUGCGAAUAACUCGUUUGGGGAGGAGGAGGAGGAGGAAGCUGCGUCGGUUAGUGGUGAAGCGGUAGCGUUGGAUGAGGCUAUUAAUAAUUUGAACUCGCUUAGUUUGAGUGAGCCUCGGGCGGGUGGGAGUCGGGAACCGGUUACGAUUCGGCGGCGCGUUGUGACGGAUUUGUUUGCGCUGAGCGAUAGCGACGAUGAUAACGAGGAUACGAAUCAUGUAAUUCUGUGAAGGGGGAGAGCCGGGGGAUGGCGAUGAAUACUACUCUGCAUUUUUGGCUAAGUUUGGAUAAGAUUUGGAGUUCACUACUUGUCGUUUGAUAGGGUGACAGGAAGAGUAUUGUAGCGUGUAGGUGUUUUGAUUAGAUACCCGGGAAUGAGGUCAAGAAUUUCUUUCUGAAAAAAAUGUAAAACUUUGGUUCUAAGUAGAGUGGCAGCACUAUAUUUGCUCUAUCAUAGAUUGUAAGCAAAUAAACUACAGCUGUAGACAUUAACCCUAGCGAUAAGCCUAACGCUCUCUUAUCCAAAAUCAGAAACAAUAGCUACUCUAAACUAAAGAGAAGAGCAAAAAUUUAUACAUAUACUUUUGAUAUUCAGAAACAAACAGAAUAACCGACUAUUUUUGUUACUGCAGCUUUUUCAACUGAUUAAUAAAACCAACGUUUGGUUGUA